GUAGAAUUUUCUGAAAUGUUGACAUUCCAAAUCCAUUUUGAUAAAAAAAAUCCAUUUUGAUAGAAUUUUUCCAAAUCCAUUUUUAAAUCCAACACAAGGCAUCAUCAUCAAGACACAGAACCAAAUUAUACUCCGCGGCCCACGCUAUAUCAAGCCCGAAAAAGAAGGAACUUGGUCUCCCGUCUCGCUCCCCCACGAAUAUAUCACAAAAACGUUUAAAAUCAAGGCUUUCUUAUUCUUGAUUGAUCUGUUUGGGUUGAUUUAUCAGAAGAAAAGGAGGCAGAUUACAGUGAUCGAGAAAUGGAUGAAGAAUAUGAUGUGAUAGUACUUGGCACUGGUCUCAAGGAAUGCAUCCUCAGCGGCCUUCUCUCCGUCGAUGGCCUGAAGGUUCUCCAUAUGGACAGAAAUGACUACUACGGAGGAGAAUCGACCUCACUAAACCUUGUUCAGCUUUGGAAGAGAUGUAAAGGAAGUGACACACCUCCUGCCUCAUUGGGUUCUUCUAGGGACUACAAUGUUGACAUGAUUCCCAAGUUUAUUAUGGCAAAUGGUGUGCUUGUGCGGGUUCUUAUUCAUACUGAUGUUACAAAAUAUCUGAGCUUCAAAGCAGUUGAUGGCAGCUUUGUCUAUAGCAAGGGAAAAGUUCACAAGGUGCCAGCUACUGACAUGGAGGCCCUUAAGUCCCCACUCAUGGGCUUGUUCGAGAAGCGGCGUGCUAGAAAGUUCUUUAUAUAUGUCCAGAAUUAUAAUGAGAGUGAUCCUAAAACACACGAAGGAAUGGACCUUACAAGAGUCACAUGUAAAGAGCUUAUUGGAAAAUUUGGCCUUGAUGACAACACUAUGGACUUCAUUGGUCAUGCACUGGCUUUACAUAGAGAUGACCGCUACUUAGACAAACCCGCACUAGAUACUGUGAAGAGAAUAAAGUUAUAUUCGGAGUCCCUUGCACGUUUUCAAGGUGGAUCACCUUAUAUUUAUCCUUUGUAUGGUUUGGGAGAGCUGCCCCAGGCAUUCGCCAGAUUAAGUGCUGUGUACGGUGGGACCUAUAUGUUGAACAAACCUGAGUGCAAGGUAGAGUUUAAUGAGGAAGGCAAGGUCAUAGGUGUAACAUCAGAAGGAGAAACUGCCAAGUGCAAGAAAGUUGUAUGUGAUGCUUCCUAUUUGCCCGGCAAGGUUAGAAAGGUAGGCAAGGUUGCAAGAGCAAUUGCAAUAAUGAGCCAUCCAAUUCCAAAUACCAAUGAUUCACACUCAGUUCAGAUUAUUCUGCCCCAGAAGCAGCUGGGCCGCAAAUCAGACAUGUAUGUGUUCUGCUGUUCCUACACACACAAUGUUGCCCCGAAGGACAAAUUUAUUGCAUUUGUCUCUACUGAGGCAGAAACAGAUGACCCUGAAACUGAAUUGAAGGCAGGAAUUGAUCUUUUGGGGCCUGUAGAUGAGAAAUUCUUCGAGACUUACGACAGAUAUGAACCGGUUAAUGAACCAUCUAUGGACAAUUGUUUCAUUUCAACAAGCUAUGAUGCCACAACACACUUUGAGUCCACAGUAGAUGACGUGCUCAAUAUGUAUACCUUGAUAACCGGGAAGGCUCUUGACCUUGAUGUGGAUCUUAAUGCUGCCAGUGCUGCGGAAGAAUGAGUCUACUUUAUACUCCUAAUCUCAUAUACGCUCUUCAAUGUUUACCUUCUAGAAACGUUUUUCUACUAGUUUUGAUGUAAAAGCUGUUUGUACGACAUGUUCCUUUGCCUCUCUCUGUGUAUGUCCUGCUAUCCAACUACUGCUUACAUUGUGCACCAACUCUUUUAACUCAUGGGUUUAUGUGCUUUAUCUUGUUCUAUUUUGGUGUACAAACCUGCUGUUUCAAUCUGCUAAUUCCACCUGUACUUGGUUCAAUGUUGUUU
This is a messenger RNA of Cuscuta europaea, 1898 nucleotides long. The record is from the annotation of a GenBank genome assembly. Lineage: Eukaryota; Viridiplantae; Streptophyta; Magnoliopsida; Solanales; Convolvulaceae.